UAUUUAAUUAUGCUUUAAUUCUUAAUUUCUGGCUCACCAAAGUCCAAACAGAACAUUGCGUCAGAUCAGACUCAGACAGAAGAAGUUGAUAAGAACAAAUAACAAGAACGACGAGCAUUGCAUUGCAUUGCUCUCGCAAAACGACGACUACGCAACCGUAACCGUAACCGCAACCGCACCGUUUCCCUCCCUCGCUUGCUUCCGCAAAUCGCAUGGGAAACGCCAACGGAAGAGAAGACGGAUCCAUUUCCCCCGCCGUCGAUCCCGCCGCCGCCGAUUCCGCCGCCCGUGUGCCUCACGCGCCGGACUCUCGGCCUCCGGUCCGCGCCUUCUCCUCCGAUUCGAUGGCCAAUAGCCCGCCGCAGAGUCCUCGCCGCUCCAGAUCGCCGAUCCUCUUCGGUCCUCAGGUUCCUCUAGCUCCAUUACAAAGAGGUAAUGGCCCUCCUUUUCUCAAUCAAAUGUGGCAGAAUGAGUCUCAUGGUGUUGUUAAUCAACCUCCUGAGCAAGGAAUCCCUGUCAUGAUUACUUGGAACUAUGGUGGUAACAAUGUGACUGUGGAAGGAUCUUGGGAUAACUGGGCAUCUAGGAAGGCAUUGCAGCGAGCUGGCAAGGAUCACUCAAUUCUUGUAGUCCUACCGCCAGGUAUAUAUCAUUACAGGUUCAUUGUUGAUGGUGAAGAGAGAUUUAUUCCAGAUCUUCCUAAUGUAGCUGAUGAGAUGGGGCAUGUCUGCAAUCUUCUUGAUGUUAAUGAUUAUGUGCCAGAAAACCCUGAUGGUGUGUCUGAGUUUGAAGCACCACCCUCCCCUGAAUCCAGUUAUGGUCAAACAUUUCCAGGUGAGGAAGACUUUGCAAAAGAGCCAAUGGCUGUUCCUUCGCAGCUGCAUCUUACUGUCCUAGGUAUGGAGAACUCUGACAUAGGUUCCUCUUCAAAGCCCCAACAUGUUGUGCUAAAUCAUGUCUUCAUAGAGAAAAACUUGGCCUCAAAGUCAGUUGUUGCCCUGGGACUGACUCACAGGUUUCAGUCCAAAUAUGUGACGGUUGUCCUUUACAAACCACUCAAGAGGUGAAUAUGUGAUGGCCGUCAGUUAUAUAAACCUUUCUUUUUUUGGUUUUUUUGGUAGCCUCAGUCUGUAAAGAUGAAAAGUUUAAAUAAUACUCUCCGACCAGUGGUAUAUGAAGGUCUUGUGUCUAUAGAUAUGCUCGAGACUUAAUGUUUUGAAUUGAUAAAUCAAACUUUUUGUUUUUCAA
This is a messenger RNA of Cajanus cajan (pigeon pea), 1248 nucleotides long. RefSeq names its product 5'-AMP-activated protein kinase beta-2 subunit protein (gene AKINBETA1). Lineage: Eukaryota; Viridiplantae; Streptophyta; Magnoliopsida; Fabales; Fabaceae. Gene Ontology annotation, molecular function: protein binding. The record is from RefSeq and is a predicted model, not a curated record.